ACCAUUGGAAGGAAGGUGUGCGUACAAGUUUUUAGUUUGAGCUUGUCAGUCACGGCGGAUUUGAUGUGUCCGCGAGGAAACAUUCCAAGUUGCGUUGAAUGCUGGUACUGCCCCCGGCGAACGGUGCGCUAGACGGUAUGUGGGUUAGUGAUUCUCUCGGUGUAGUUGAAGCUGGUGGAAAACUUCACGUAGCUACAAUGUGGACCACCCGAUGGCACAUGCAGUUUUGUACUCUGCUGGUACUUCCACAUAAAAUACAUUGAACCGUGUCCAAGUUUUGCCGUAUCACGGCACAAUAGAAAUUGAUACGACCGCUUACUGCAUUGUUAAAUUCGCUCUUUGAAACAAGUUCAACAGCAGUUCGUACACGCGCGGCCAUCCAAUGCAGCUGCACAGUUAAGUUUUGUAAACCCUUGCUUAGAGCCAGGAACAAACCAUGGUGUACACUAACUUCGGAUCAUUGCCGUCGCCAAGAGUCAGCGUCAACCGAUAAACCUAAUCCGGCCUGUGUACACAUCGCGGACGCUGUGAUGCAAGUGUGGUCUUCUGGAAUACUAGUAAAAAGUAGUAAGGAAUAUAUAAAUACUCACAUCGUCAGUCGAAAAUUCAGUGGCUGCAUACUUGACACACGAGGAAAACUUUGCGUACCAUCUGUCGACAGAGCUCGAUUGUCAUGGGACACAGUGGGCAUAGACACGGAUACACACGCUUUGGAGAUCAUGAAAUAAAUUGCACGUCAUGUCUCGCCUCUGGAGUAUAUGAAACGGAAAUUUCGUCGAACUGAAGCUGAUACAUGCAUACCACAAUGAGCCAAAACAGAAACCCGAAGAUGCAAAGACCGGCCAGGCGCAGUUUAGGGUACGGGUCGGACACCCGGCCGGAGAGCCCCCUGGCUCGCCCGUCCAGUCCCCACUUAUCCGGCACCCACGGAGUCACCAGCGGGAAACAGGCCUGGUUAUCCCCGGUGACCGACCCCAGUAGCCACCACAGACACGUCCACGCGCCCCGCACGGGAUCCCCUAAACCAACCCGCAAAAUCUCCUCCACGUCGUCAUCAGCGGUACGGCUGAACAAGACCUACCCAUGCGGUCGAUUCUCCGAUAUCGAAUACUCGUCUGGAGAAUCGGAUAGUCGGAGUGGCUACGAUUCCUACGACAACGCUUCACACAACAACGCCAGGCGAGACCGUAGUCCGCGAUACUACCCGACACACGACAACGAUUAUUCGGUCGGCGGGAAUCACAGCCCGGCCAUCGUUUAUCACGAUGAGGAUUACUCGUACGGCGGGAGCCAGACCGGGAGUGGAUACUUCUACGACAGACCGGAUGUGUACCAUUGGAACUCAACACCACCAGUUGACCAGUCUGGUGGACACUCACCCCGUUACAGUACACCAGUGUAUGCGUACAGUGAGGAUCUGGACCGAACAGUCGAUGUGGCAAGAGAAACAAAGAAAGCGGUAAGUGCAAUAACUUGUUAUUACUGA
Patiria miniata (bat star) is the source of this 1486-nucleotide messenger RNA. RefSeq lists its product as uncharacterized. The coding region runs from base 794 to 1486 and encodes 230 amino acids. The transcript is spliced from 2 exons. Lineage: Eukaryota; Metazoa; Echinodermata; Asteroidea; Valvatida; Asterinidae. The record is from RefSeq and is a predicted model, not a curated record.